AUGGGAUUAUCCCGACUGUGGCUGCUCUGCAUCGUGUUCUGGGACGCUCCACUCACCACAGCUCUCGUUCUCCAUACAUGGUCCGAGGGGUUAGAAGAGUCGGUCCUCUGCAGCUGGUCUUAUGAGAACCUGACCGUGUCCCGGAGGGCGUUCUGUAGAGGCGACUGUCAGCAGGACAUGUUGGUGCAGACGUCAGACCUUGGACCUCAGACUCAUGGCAGAUACAGCAUCAAACACCAGAUCCAGGGCUCUCCUCCAGAAGACACGAUCACUGUGACCAUCUCCAACCUGACCCCGAACGACUCGGGCCAAUACGGCUGCCUCUGGGAAGGCUCAAACCGAAUGAAUUACCAAGAGUUCAAAGUGGAGGUUACAGAUGGCAACAAAAUGCAGAACUUCCCCUCACCCCCCACACCAUUUUCUUCUCCAUUCUACAAUCCCAACUACACCCACUACUACAACCUCUACACCACCCCCUAUGACGACUAUGACUACUACUUCUUCUAUUACACUUCUUGA
Molecule: messenger RNA, 519 nt
Organism: Knipowitschia caucasica
Lineage: Eukaryota; Metazoa; Chordata; Actinopteri; Gobiiformes; Gobiidae
Source: the annotation of a GenBank genome assembly